AUGUCGUUCGUCGCUUUGCUCUCCGCGCCCAUCGCCGGCUACUUACCCAUGACGUCGAGCCGCCGCGCACCCUUGGCCACGUCGGCUGCCAAGUGGGACGCCCGCUACUCGCACGCGGUGCCGCACGACGCUUUGUACUACGGUAAGUGCAUGAUCGGCGGCAUCCUCUCGUGCGGUCUUACGCACAUGCUCGUCUUUCCGGGCAAGUACAAUGCCCUUGUCCAGGGCAUCAAGCUCGUCGCUAUCGAGGAAGGUGCUUCAGCCCUCUUCAAGGGCUGGGCGCCCACGGCCAUCGGCUACUCGGCCCAGGGCUUCUGCAAGUUCGGCUUUUACGAAAUCUUCAAUGAUUUCUACUCGACGCUCGCUGGCGAGGAGAAUGCCUACAAGUACCGUGGCAUGAUCUUCUUGGCUGGUUCGGCCUCGGCUGAGUUUAUCGCCGAUGUUGCCCUCUGCCCCAUGGAAAUGGUCAAGGUGAAGACCGGCUUCGCCAACCUCGCCACGAAGGGCCUCGGCACGCGUAUCAUCAUGAUUGGUACGCUUACGGGUCUCCAGUGGUGGAUCUACGACUCGUUCAAGUCGGCGCUUGGCAUGGGCACUGCUGGUGGUGUUGCGAAGAAUAUUGGAGAAUAA
Molecule: messenger RNA, 630 nt
Organism: Saprolegnia diclina VS20
Lineage: Eukaryota; Oomycota; Saprolegniomycetes; Saprolegniales; Saprolegniaceae
Exons: 3
Coding region: 1-630 (209 amino acids)
Biological process (GO): mitochondrial phosphate ion transmembrane transport
Cellular component (GO): mitochondrial inner membrane
Molecular function (GO): phosphate transmembrane transporter activity
Source: RefSeq, a predicted model, not a curated record